Messenger RNA from Pelobates fuscus (common spadefoot toad), 1570 nucleotides. RefSeq names its product gastrula zinc finger protein XlCGF71.1-like. The transcript has 3 exons. Gene Ontology annotation, biological process: regulation of transcription by RNA polymerase II. Lineage: Eukaryota; Metazoa; Chordata; Amphibia; Anura; Pelobatidae. The coding region runs from base 500 to 1336 and encodes 278 amino acids. Gene Ontology annotation, cellular component: nucleus. Gene Ontology annotation, molecular function: RNA polymerase II cis-regulatory region sequence-specific DNA binding; DNA-binding transcription factor activity, RNA polymerase II-specific. The record is from RefSeq and is a predicted model, not a curated record.
AUUUCCUUAUUAGGCUGCUUGUGGCCUGUAAUCAGGAUUGCCCUCAGUGAUUUUAUGCUGUGCCGAGCAGGGUUGCUGGGAGCGGAGGGAACAAUUUGAGUUUAAGAAAGUGGACAUUUACUUGCAAAGGAGUGUGCCUGUUGAAAUCAUAAAGCGAAGAAACUUUAAUGGUAUCUAGUCGUGGGGAAUUACCAGGCUCUCGGCUAUCUGGGUGUUUCCAUCAGCAGAAUUUAUCCUGAAGAACAGAAAUGCACUAAGCAAGAGUUUGAAGAAAUCUUAUAACGAACAAGCAUUCCAACUCUCAGAAUCCUAUGUCUACAACUGAGAUAGUAAAGGAAAAAAAUCCCAUGUACUGAAUGUGGGAAAUGUUUUAGAUAUUAUUCAAAAGUUAAUUUCAGGACUUGCACAUGAGCAACAACCUUUCUAAUGUUUUAAAUUUGAGAAUUGUUUUACCCAACACUCAGCACUUAUUAGGCUUUAAAGAAUUCACACAGCAGAAAUGUUCUCUUGUUCUGAAUGUGGGAAAUGCUUUAGCCAAAAUACAAACCUUGUUACACAUAAAAAAACUCACAAACGAGAGAAGCCGUUCUUGUGUUCUGGAUGUGGGAAAUGUUUUAGCCACCAUUGCAAACUUGUUGAACAUAAGAGAAUUCACACAGGAGAAAAGCCAUUCUCCUGUUCUGAAUGUGGUAAAUGUUUUAGGCAGAAUAAAUACCUUGGUAUACAUCAGAGAACUCACACAGGAGAGAAGCCAUUCUUAUGUUCUGAAUGUGGGAAAUGUUUCCGGCACAAUACACACCUUCUUAUACAUCAGAGAACUCACACAGGAGAGAAGCCUUUCUCAUGUUCUGAAUGUGGGAAAUGUUUUAGCCAGCAUAUAAAACUUGUUGAACAUCAGAGAACUCACACAGGAGAGAAGCCUUUCUCAUGUUCUGAAUGUGGGAAAUGUUUUAGCCAGAAUACAUACCUUGUUGUACAUCAGAGAACUCACACAGGAGAGAAACCUUUCCCAUGUUCUGAAUGUGGGAAAUGUUUUGUCACUAAAUCAAAGCUGGUUACACAUCAGAGAAUUCACACAGGAGAGAAGCCAUUCUCAUGUACUGAAUGUGGGAAAUGUUUUACCAGUCACUCGAAUCUUGUGUGCCAUCAUAGAACUCACACAGGAGAGAAGCCGUUCUCAUGUUCUGAAUGUGAGAAAUGUUUUUGCCAGCAUAAAUACCUUGUUGAACAUCAGAGAACGCACACAGGAGAAAAGCCGUUUUCAUGUUCUAAAUGUGGAAAAUGUUAUAGCCAGCAGUCACAUCUUGUUAGACAUCAGAGAACUCACACAAAAUAGAAAUUUUCUGAUGUUGUGAAUGUGUGGAAUUUUAUAGUGAGCUCUAUAGGGUCUUAUGAGGCAUCAGUGGAUUAACAUGGGAAUAAAGUAUCUUGUAUUGAGAAGGUGAGACAUUGUAGAACUGUAAUUAAAAUUUUUCUCCAUCCAGCAUCUCACAUUCUAGCAAAAUUAAUUUCAUGCUGACACAAUAAAUAAUAGCUGUAAAGUAUAUCCGGUGUAAAUGUUGUCUUUUAU